ACAAAUUCUCCCCCGUUCAGGUGGGAGGAGCGUCUGUACCGGGACGCCACACGACGCAGGAGCAGCGGCGGCAGCAGCAGCAGAAGCAUCAGCCCCGUCCAAACCCUCGAGGUCCACCUCUGCCAGGCAGACCGUCCCCACACCUGUAAGGUCACUUCCAAUAGCACGCCGCGCGGAAAACGCACAACCAGACGGAGAAACAGACAAAUAUGAUCGAAACCACUUGAGGGCAGAGCAUCGGAACGACAAAGGGAAAAAAACUGAUAAAAAAUGAUGAUGCAUCUGAUCUGGGUGGUCUUCAUUCUUAGUGUGGCAGGCAUGGUAAAAGGCUGGGAAUGCAGCGCAGGGUGCAGUCCAGAAAAUGGGUUUUGUGAGAGGCAGGGGAAGUGCAGGUGCAAACCUGGGUGGGAAGGAGAGAACUGUGACCGGUGCAUUCCCUUCCCUGGAUGUCUGCACGGCUCAUGUGAAAAGGCAUGGCAGUGUAUCUGCAAAGAGGGCUGGGUGGGCAGCCUGUGUGACCAAGAUACCCGCCUGUGCUCAUCCAGGCCGUGUUCCAGCAACGCCACCUGCGUAGAGACGGGAGAGGGAGGAUACAUGUGUAUCUGUCCUCAAGGCUUUGCUGGAAAAGACUGCCAUUUGAAGAAGCAACUCUGCCUGGAGAAUGGCUCCCCUUGUCAGAAUGGAGGCACAUGUGUGGACGCUAGUGGCUCAGCCGCAUCCCCUUUCUGUUCCUGUCCCUCUGGGUUUUCCGGAGACUUCUGUGAGAUCGGUGUUGACAGCUGCCAGCCUAACCCCUGCCUCAACUAUGGCAAUUGUACAAACCACGGCCUCACGUUCACGUGUGUCUGUCCACCGGGCUUCUCGGGUUUCACCUGCAACGACAGCACCAGCAGCUCCUCCUGUGCUGGCAGGCCCUGUUCCAACAGCGGGACAUGUGUCCGUCAGCUUGAUGGAACGUUCCAGUGUGUCUGCCAGAAAGGGUUUGCGGGUCCAACUUGUUCUCUGCGUCACAGACCAAAGAGCAGAAACAAACUGCUUGGUGCUAGACCGGUGGAGCACCACAUGCUCGCCCUAGCCCCCCAACACUACUCUCUGCCCGCCCACGCCUUUCACAAGCUGCUUAAACCUCCCGAUAGAGACCUGCUGAAGAUCACCCUGAAGGAGACUGUCCACUCCUCUGGCGUUCUUGUCACUCACGGUCAGCUCAUCUGCUUCGGCAUGCUGGCCUUGCUCACCUGCCUGGUUAUUCUAGGCACGACGGGAAUAGUUUUAUUUGGCCGCUGCGAGACGUGGCUGGCCAAUGCCAAGUACAGCCAGCUUGUUCGACAGCAACGGGAACACCUGCUGAGAGAAGUCGGAAGCCCGAGCCAAGAAGAGCCGGAGCACUCGGUAAACAUCAUCCUGCCAGAGAAGAUUAGACUCUCCAGCUUUGGGAGACACUACACCUCAAUCUGAUUUAAACUUCCACUCCGAAAAUCUCAGAAUAAAAGUUCCCCCAUUCCAACAGAGGGAGACCCUGAAAACAGACAAUCACUGAUUCUGCAUAUAAUAUUUCAGUGACUUGGUUACAAAUAAUCAUUAAAAAUGUACAGAAGCUGAAACGAUCUCAUUGCCUGACAUUUUCUUAAGUGAUCAACUCUCCUGGUGUUUGAAAGCCCAACGAAUGGAUUGUGAAACGGCUUCUCUCUAUUGAUGAAAUGUGAUUUGAGCUACAAGAAGUCAAUUGAUGGAAAAAUCAAACUAAGAACCUGUUUAUCAGUUGAUAAACUGUCAGCUGUGGACAAUCUCGUGCAAUUUCUUACUGUGUAAAUGUGUAUGAUCGUGCAGCCUGCAUUAGAGACCGAGGAGGACCCCAGCUGACCCACAAACCAAGAUUUUAAAUACUGAUAUAAUGGUUACAAUAUUAUUGCUCCAACUUGCAUUGUACAUGUUACAUUUACUAAAUGUUACUACAUAUUUGUUAAAUGUUAUACAUUUGAUAUAUAUUUACUGAAUUCUUCUAAUUCCUGCACAGAAGUGAAUCAUUUUUAGAUGUUUAUUUUCAUAUUGUUACUGUGUUUUGUCCUCGUAUUUUUACAUUGAACGAUGAGUUGAGUUUGACAUAAAGGUGACUUGUUGAGGGGCUGGAA
This is a messenger RNA of Oryzias latipes (Japanese medaka), 2129 nucleotides long. It is a transcript of the gene dlk1, whose product is annotated as delta like non-canonical Notch ligand 1. Gene Ontology annotation, molecular function: calcium ion binding. NCBI's taxonomy places the organism in Eukaryota, Metazoa, Chordata, Actinopteri, Beloniformes, Adrianichthyidae. Gene Ontology annotation, biological process: heterophilic cell-cell adhesion; establishment or maintenance of epithelial cell apical/basal polarity. The record is from RefSeq and is a predicted model, not a curated record. Gene Ontology annotation, cellular component: plasma membrane; protein-containing complex.